Messenger RNA from Anopheles stephensi (Asian malaria mosquito), 1282 nucleotides. RefSeq names its product galectin-4-like. The transcript is spliced from 4 exons. Gene Ontology annotation, molecular function: galactoside binding; carbohydrate binding. Bases 180 to 1169 code for a protein of 329 amino acids. The record is from RefSeq and is a predicted model, not a curated record. NCBI's taxonomy places the organism in Eukaryota, Metazoa, Arthropoda, Insecta, Diptera, Culicidae.
AACCCAAUUGUACCUUAUUACCAGAAAGUUUUCAAGGUUAUGCUUUCGAAAUUCUUGCAUCCCCACACGCAGAGAGUGGGGCAGUGGUUGAUCGAAUACUGAUCGUACGAAAUUGCGCCCAUUCACAGUUACGCGAACCGUUACACCGGCAGGAUCGUAGUGAGCGCUGACCGAGCGAUAUGACCAACUUACAAAUCUUUACACCCAUUCUGCCCUACGUUGGACGAUUGCCGGGAGAGUUACGAUAUGGGUCCAGAAUUAAGUUACGAGGUCACUUCCGCGAACCCCAGAACACGGUUCACAUCAUACUGCAAAAGGAAGCGCUGCUGAAUCCUCAGGAUGACCUACCGCUGUACAUUACGGUGCAUCCCGGCCGGAAGGAAAUCGUUCGUAAUCAUCUCUGCAGCGAUUGUUCCACCGGGCAAGAGGAACGUGUCGACAACUGUCCGAUCGAGUGUGGUCAAGAUUUCGAGCUCACUGUCGUGCCCACCAGUGGUGGGUACGAAAUUCUUCUGCACGGUGCACCGCUACAUACAUUCAGCUAUCGUACACCCCUCACAACGGCUCGCUAUCUGUUCGUGUCCAGUGGUUGUGUCAUUUUCGCAAUUAAUUACGAAAAUUGGAAUGUGACCACGAGUGAGCAACCGCACCGGCCACAAACACCAUCACCACCACUGCAACUGCCCCAGCUCUACCCCAUACUGCACCAACACCGGGAGGAACCACAACAACACCAGCAGCAACGAUCGAUACAAGCUCGGCAACAACCUCCACGACAGCAUCACCAUCACCAUGGCAACAAUCUCCAGGAGCUGGUACUUCAGGUGUUACCUCUUGUGCAGCUGGCAGCAUCUCAGCUGCAAGCGAAUGCACACAAUUCUCCCGCCACCGGUAACGAUGGAAACGGUGCGAGGCUUGUCAGCAAUCUUGCUCACCUUCUGCCACUGUUUCAACCGGCCGUGGAACAACGCAGGAAGCGCGUCAAGUCGCCGAGAACCAAUCGGUGGUCCUUGCCGCGGAUGAACAAUGCCGAAAUUAUGCCGGCAAUGUUUCUGACAUGUUCGAUGGGCCUGAUGAAACUGUUUCGCUUCCUGAUAAUUGCCUGCGUUUUCGGAUACAUUGGAUACGUAUUCUCAAGAAAUACGCCAUGGAAUGUGUCAUGGAAAUAGAGCGCACGGAAAUAUACUUUGUGAAGUGCAUAACUACAAAUACAACGCACUGCACACUAUUGUUAACGUUCUUCAUAUUAAAAUGAUUUCAUUAUUAAUACCUUAAUAAACAU